GUAAUCUCACUAACGAUGAUAUUUUGGAAGCAAUAGCUAAUAAAAAUGAUGAUAAAACUAAACAAUCUAAUAGUGAAAUAAGAGAAAAAGUAAGUUGUAUUAAAGCAGAAAUAGCACUUGAUACAAUUUUAAGGUUUUUAUAUGUACAAGAUGAAGAAUUUG
This is a messenger RNA of Racocetra persica, 162 nucleotides long. NCBI's taxonomy places the organism in Eukaryota, Fungi, Glomeromycota, Glomeromycetes, Diversisporales, Gigasporaceae. The record is from the annotation of a GenBank genome assembly.